Messenger RNA from Nicotiana attenuata, 1104 nucleotides. RefSeq lists its product as uncharacterized. The record is from RefSeq and is a predicted model, not a curated record. The transcript has a single exon. Bases 1 to 1104 code for a protein of 367 amino acids. Lineage: Eukaryota; Viridiplantae; Streptophyta; Magnoliopsida; Solanales; Solanaceae.
AUGGCCCCAGACUCGACUUCUACCUCAUCACCUACCUCUACUGUUAUUCCCCUUAACACCUCACUUGAUCCUUCUCAUCCGUUGUAUGUGCAUGCAUCAGAUAAUUCGGGAGUUACACUGGUAACUGUCCCCUUUUCUGGCACUGGGUAUGUAUUUUGGAGAAAAAAUAUUCUUAUUGCUCUAUCUACUAAGAACAAGGUUGGGAUUGUUAAUGGGAGAAUCACUCAGCCAUCUCCUGAUUCUCCUAUGUAUGAUCAUUGGCUAAGAUGCAAUGACAUAGUCUUUGCAUGGUUGAGUAAUUCAGUGUCUAGGGAUAUUGCUGACAGUGUACUUCACUGUGACACUGCAAGGGAUCUUUGGAAGGAUAUAGAGGAGAGAUAUGGUCAAUCUAAUGCUAGUAGAUACUACCAAAUUCAAAGAGAAAUUGGUGGAGUCUCUCAGGGUUAUAGUGACAUUGCUAGUUAUUACACUAGGUUAAGAAAAUUGUGGGAUGAGUUAAAAACUGCUUCGUUUGGGCCAGCUUGUACCUGUGGAGCAGAACCACAGUGUAGUGAAGGACAAAAGCUCAUUCAUUUUCUUACUGGGUUAAAUGAAACAUACUCCAAUGUUAGAAGUAACAUUCUCAUGAUGAUUCUUCUACCUUCUUUGAGUAAAGCUUAUUCAAUGUUACUACAUGAUGAGAGUCAAAGGGAAAUUCAAGCUUCAGGAUCUCCAUUUCUUUCUGAAUCAACUUCCUUUCAUGCCAAAUCCACUCCUGUCCAAAACACUUCAACAAACAAGUCUUACUCUCAGAAAAUAAGUUUUGAGAAUAAAAGGAAAAACAUUGUGUGCAAAUAUUGUAGAAAACCUGGUCAUUCUUUUGACAAGUGCUAUUGGAUGCAUGGGUUCCCUCCUGACUUCAAAUUUACCAAAGGUCAGAAGACUGUAGCCUGUGUUCAGCCUAAAAUUGAUUCUCUUUCAGCUCCUAAAGCUCUACCUGGAAGUUCAGUCCAUGGUUUCAGUAAAGAGCAGUAUCAACACCUCAUGAGUCUAUUCCAACAGUCUCAAAUUUCUACUGGAAAUCAGGAUCCCAGCAUUGCCUCUUUUGCUUUGGGAGCAUUUUAG